Corythoichthys intestinalis (scribbled pipefish) is the source of this 2184-nucleotide messenger RNA. RefSeq names its product lysophosphatidic acid receptor 6-like. Gene Ontology annotation, molecular function: lysophosphatidic acid receptor activity. The record is from RefSeq and is a predicted model, not a curated record. Gene Ontology annotation, cellular component: plasma membrane. The transcript has 2 exons. The coding region runs from base 265 to 1389 and encodes 374 amino acids. Gene Ontology annotation, biological process: phospholipase C-activating G protein-coupled receptor signaling pathway; positive regulation of Rho protein signal transduction. Lineage: Eukaryota; Metazoa; Chordata; Actinopteri; Syngnathiformes; Syngnathidae.
CUGUAAAAGACCUUCAGACCGAGCGAGCUUACACCAGGAAACACAGAUUUGCAUUUUAUUCAUGGUAGAGAAAGCUAGAAACAGAAGAAUCACUUCAUCUUUUCUCAUGCUGUGGACAAACAGCUUUUAAAGGAACUGGAACGGAAAAUCAACACUGUGAAAACUUCCCAUCAUUGACAGGCAAGGACAAAUUCAAGCAAAAGACCGCUGGAUGAACAGGUUUUAUGACUGACGAUGACAGAGGACACCUACCACGAUCUGUGAAUGUUACGGACUCCCCAGCUGGAUCUAAACAUGAACAACAUGAGUACCCUAGGUACCAAUCACACUUUCAUGAAAUGCAACAAGAACGAUGAUUUCAAGUACCCGCUGUACAGCACCGUUUUCAGCCUGGUGUUCGUCUUUGGAUUCCUCUUCAACCUGGUGGCCGUCUACAUUUUCGGGUGCACGUUGAAGGUGAGGAACGAGACCACCACGUACAUGGUCAACCUGGUGGUUUCGGACUCUCUCUUCGUCCUCAGCCUGCCUUUUCGCAUCGUCUACUUCAUCAAACAAGAAUGGAUGUUCGGGAGCGAGCUGUGCAAGAUUUCCGUGGCGCUUUUCUACACCAACAUGUACGGCAGCAUCUUCUUCCUCACCUGUAUUAGCGUGGACCGUUUUCUGGCCAUCGUGCAUCCCUUUCGCUCUCAAAAAAUCCGGACUAAGCGCAACGCCAAACUGGCCUGCGUGACCGUUUGGGUGUUAGUCCUUUCUGGAAGUAUUCCCACGGGGUUCCUUCUGGAUACUACUUCACCCAAAAACGUUAACGCCUCUUCCAACUACUGCUUCGAAAACUAUUCCAGCAACCAGUGGAAGUCCGAGCUGUCCAAGGUGGUGAUGUUUAUCGAGACGGUGGGAUUCGUGAUCCCGCUGAUGGUCAACGUUUUCUGCUCCGUGAUGGUUCUCCGGAGGUUGAAGAAACCCCACGUCAUCAGCCGCGGCGGCAGCAUCAAUAAGAAAAAGGUCUUAAGGAUGAUCAUAGUGCAUCUGCUCAUCUUCUGCUUCUGCUUCAUCCCCUACAACGUGAACCUCAUGUUCUACUCUCUGGUCCGGACUAAAGCUCUCAAAGGAUGUUACGCGGAACACAUAGUGAGAACCAUCUACCCCAUUUCUCUGUGCAUCGCCGUGACCAACUGCUGCUUCGACCCCGUGGUUUAUUACUUCACUUCGGAAACUAUUCAAAGCUCCAUCAAACGCAAGUCCACCGUUUGGCACAACGGCGUCAGGCUCCUGGACAGAUUACAAGGGGACAGUGCACAAAGCAGCCCUAAUCUUACGCCUAAAAGUCUGACUUUGAAGUCUCAGAGAAGUCAGUUCAAGGAUACUAAAAAUUCAAGCUCCACUAUGUGAUUCCAAAAGGCAUCUAGCAAAGACAGUCGAUGAAAAAUACCAGCAGACAUUAAGGAGAGUUGUAUUCUUUUCAUGGUGACGAUACGAACAGAACUAUCGCUAACUUGUGACGAACUGUAAAAUGGACUGCAAUUGUACAAUAAUAAGCAUUUUUUUAUACACAUGAAAUACAGCUUGCCUUAUUUUUCCAUUGAAAGCAGUAUGAUAGCUGUGUUAAUGUACUUGCGACCCCGCAAAAGGCUUUCAAGCACUUUAUUGAGUAGAGAAGUGACAAUACAGUGGUAUGAAAAAGAGUCUGAACCUUUUGGAAUUUCUCACAUUUCUGCAGAAAAUCCCCAUCAAAUGUGAUCUGAUCUUUGUCAAAAUCACACAGAUGAAAAAACUGUCUGCUUUAAGUAAAACCACACAAAUAUAAGUAUUUUAAUGAGAAUAGCAUGCCAACAAUGACAGAAGGGGGGAAAGAUAAGUAAGUGAACCCUCUGUCUAAGGCAGUACUUCUCAAAUAGUGGGGCGGGCCCCCCCCAGGGGGGCGGAGAGCGAUGCUGGGGGUGGCGCAUGUGACCUUGGGGAACAUACUUUUUUGCCGUACUAGAAUAAGGUUUAUAAGACGCAUGGUGGAGGGAGCAUCAUGAUUUGGGAAUGUUUUGCGACCUCAGGGCCUGGACAACUUGCAAUUAUUAAUGGAAGAAUUAAUUCAAAAGUUUAUCAGGAUCUUUUGCAGGAAAACCUGAGGCUGUCUGUCAGACAGUUGAAGCCUAAAAGAGGAUGUAGGCUGCAACAAGAAAAUGAUCCAAA